Drosophila miranda is the source of this 4037-nucleotide messenger RNA. It is a transcript of the gene ssp2, whose product is annotated as ataxin-2 homolog. The coding region runs from base 124 to 3090 and encodes 988 amino acids. NCBI's taxonomy places the organism in Eukaryota, Metazoa, Arthropoda, Insecta, Diptera, Drosophilidae. The record is from RefSeq and is a predicted model, not a curated record. The transcript has 6 exons.
CCUGUAAUCUGUGACGACCAGAGAUAGAGUUUAUGUGUUUAUGUUGUCGUUUCUUGCAAUGAUUUAAGUGUAAUUGUUAUAAAGUGUCUCAAGCUAAGCCUAAAGUUUUACUCAUCGCUGGACAUGGAUAUACUGGACAUCGAUGAGGCAUUAAAGGAUGAUUCAUAUAUAUUCCUGGCGGAUAAGAACCACGACGAUGUCUCCAAUAUACUUCAGCAGUGGAAAACGAAUAAUCAGCCUCAGCUGCAUUCGCAGUACAACAAUGAGCAGGCCUACAAACACAACUCGAAGACCUUCACCCGCCCCAAGCGACGGAAUCUGGAUUUCGCCCAAAAUGCAUCUUCGAUCAACGAGAGCGGCCCUGGCACAGGAGCGGUCAGCGGCACACCGACGAUGCUGCAGCUGGAAAUUGGCGGUCUGGUCACCACGAACAUGCACAAAUCCUUCCUGCAGGACACAUCGCCGCCGUCUUCCAUUUGCUCUUCCAUGAACACGGAGAGGAUGAACAACUCGCUGAUCACCUCGGCGGACUUUAGCAAUCUCAACUUUCUCCAAUCCACAAUCAGUCUGCAGCAGGAGCUGAGCCUCACUACCACUCUGAUCAACCAGACGGACAACGGCAUAAACGGGGGGCUAGUUAAUGGAGGUGGAGGGGCCGGCUAUACGCUCAGUGACAUGAUCAGAGAUCGCAAGGCCCUAGAAUCGCUGACAAUGUGUGAAGAGGAUGGCACUCUGAUCAAGGACUCGCACAUUGGACAGAUCGACGAGAUCUCGUUGACACUGAGCAAGACCGCAUCCGGCUGCAGUACAAUGGACAACAGCACGGAGAGCAUGUCCAACCCCUUGGCCACAGAUCGCACCAUCCUGAUGCCUGCCGUCCCUGCUGUCUAUGCUCCUGCCCUGUCCAUGGUCCUGGGCGAGGAAAUGAUCGCCGAUACAACGUUCAAUCUUACCAUGCUGCAAUCCGAGUCUGAAUCCCUGUCGGUCGAUGGCAAUGCCACCUUCAAGCGGGUGGCGGCGACACCAGCUUCUACUUCAGUCACCGCUUCGUCGGAUGAGACGCAGCUUUUGGCUGGUCGCCAGAUGAACACAACCUUCACGGAUGGCUGCAAUACUCCAGAGGGCCGGUGCGAGACGCCCGAAAAUAUCGACAGGAAGCUGGCAAUGGAAUCAUCCACGCCACUGACCACAAACAUCCGCUCCCACUACUACCACAAUAACAAUAACAACAACAAGCAGGGAUACACGCCCACUCUGAAGGGGCGAGGCGGGAUGGUAGAUGUAGACAUGAACUUGUCACCCAUUGUAGGCCUCACGCCCCAGAAGGGCGCCGGAGCCGGUGGGCGGCUGAACAACACCUUUGAGACGGUGGCCAAGGCAGCGGUGCCAUUCGAUGGGGAAAAGUUUGUGUUGGACACAAUGGAGAUAUUGGAGCAGAUCGAACAGCCACUGGAUGGAACAUACAGCUUGCAAAUGUCCGAACAGCACAGGCAGAUGCAGUGCGUGAUGGAUCUGGCCGAGGCAGAGGUGGAAAUGCUGGCCCAGCAGGGCGAUGAAGAGCAGUUCGAGCACAUGCUGGCCGAGCUGGGAAAGGUGAAUGCCCUAAACGAAACUCAGCUGAAGAUGCAGAAAUCGCUGGAGACCAUCAAGCGACGUUUUCACAGGGAUGAGCCGGAGGCAGAAGCAGGCGAGCAGCCCGAACAACAGCACCAGCAGCAGGUGGAGAAAGCAGAGACCACCCCCACCCUCAAUCAGAGCCACUCGAGCAACAACAGCAGCAGUGCAGGAGAGCGUCUCCUGAGCCGUCGCAGUCGCCUGUAUGACGAUGUCAAUCUCAGUGGCAUGCAUGGCAGCAACGGGAGCUCUGCCAGCUGCAACUCCGCUUCGUUUAUAGUGCAGCGCAGGGAGAUGCCUCAGGAGGAGCAGGCAGCGCCUGACACAGUGCCCAAGCCGGAGGAGGAGGAGCAGCAGCAGCAGACCAGCUAUAAACUGGCCGAGCGCCGUGAACGAGACCGCGACCGUUUCAAGACCAUCAAGAUAACGAAGGAAAUGCGGAUGCGCGAUGAUUCGCAACAGGAGAUAAUAGUGCCUUGUAUCGACGAUGAUCCACAGCAGCAGCUGGCGGAGGAACAGACGGAAGGGGAAGAUCUGCCAACGCAGAGACAGGGUUCUCCGCCAAGCCGUCUGUCUCGCCGAGAUCAGAACCCCUCCGUUUACUACAACAACAGCAACAAAGCGGAAAGUAGUUCGAGCAACUAUUUGACCUAUAAGAAGCCCAAAGAGAAAUCUCUGCUCAGUCGUCGCCAGGUGCCUCAGGAGGCACAGAUAGCAGAGAAAUCCUCCACCGCCUCCACUCUACCCCAGCCGCGUUCCCUCUCUCGACCACGCUACAUCAGUGGCCUGCAGAAAUUCUCGAUGGUUAGUAAGGCCACAUCCGCCGGGGCCGGACUGAAUGCCACUCCAGCCGCUGCUGCCCCGACUACGGUCACAGCGACAGCCACAUCGAGUGGCGAGCUGAAGAGUCCCAUGGGCAUUAAAUCCAAGUCGUUCCACAAUCUAUCCUCCACCAUGAGCGGCAUUGGUGCUCCCAGACCUAGUUUGGGUUGCGGAUUACGUCGACCGGGUCAACAACCCAGCAAGCUAAUGGCCGGACUCCGUGGACCCGUGCAAGCACAGGAGGAUGAAGCGGCCGUGUUCAAGGUGCCCAAGUUGGGGAGUGGAUUGCGUGGCCCGCCGCUGGCAGGUGCAAAACGAACUGUGGGCAAUGGGCUGGCCCGUCCCUCGUCGGGAUAUUACAGCCUGAGCGUUAAGACUGCUCCAGAGGCAGAAACUCCAGAGAGCCUUUCGUCGGCCUCCUCGCGCGGCAGUCUCUAUGGCUAUAAGGACAACAGCAAGGGUGCUGCUGCUUCCAAUGGCGGAAAUGUUCCUCAGCCGAAUUCCUCACACUUGUUCGAUACCCAGGUGCUCUCCUCGAAGCUGACGCAAGUGACAACGGGCGGCACGGGCAUACCGAAGCCAUCGGGUCUGCGGCCGCCCUCGCAAAUGAAACGCAGUGGCCUGCCACGACCCUCCAGCAUUGUUAGGCGUUAGGAUUGCCACCUACCACGACACGCACCUCGCGAUUGUUUUCAUGCCCGUAUCCGUAAACUAACCAUUUUUUUGUUGUGUAUUUUUUGUUCCGCUCUCUUUAUGUUUAUGUAUUAUCCAUCGAUCCCACAACACAUUUCCCAAUAAUCCACUUGCCUAGUGAUUUCGAAACACUACCAUUUAUGUUUAUGAAUUAAUAUAACGAAAAUUUAUGCAUUUAGUUGAAAAGCAGAGCAGAAGCAGAACAUGGCGACUUAUAAAAGAUUAAACAGACAAACACGUAAACAUAAACAUAAACAUAUACCCUAAUUAGUAUAGAACAAAUACACACACACACAGACACACCCGAACUUUGCCUUACGAAUUAUUAGAAAGAAACAAAAAAACAAACAAAAUAAAAAGAUACGAAACGAGAUGAUGAACGAGAGAGAGAAGAUUGUAAACGAGAGAUGAGAUAAAUAGCUGUAUAUUUUUGUAAAAUCAAUGCAAAAAUUCUAUAAACGUUAUUUGCUGUGAAGCGUUUUGAGUGCUGCUGCAAAAGUUAGAGAAGAAGCGAAUCGAAUAAAGAUUACUAUAAUUAAUACAAAUAUACAAUAAGCUCUGCUCAGUGGCCGCACUGGACCACAAAAUUAACAAAAGGAAAGAAAACAAAACGAAACGAGGAAAAGAAAAGAAACGUAACUCUAAAAAAAAGGGUUUUGACGAAACAUGUUAUAAAUCGAACUUAUAUUAUUGUAUAACAUUAUCACAUAUAUAUAUAUAUAUAUAUAUUUGCAAGUAUAAACAAUAUAAAGAACACUAAACGACAUCAAUAUGAAUUGUCUACUCAGAUAUUUGUACGAGAGGACUUAUCAAUUAUCGACUGUUUCUAUUUUGAUAAAUUUCAAACUACAUUGUCCCCCUACUCUCAAUGAAAAGCCAUCAUAAAAUGUUUUUUUGUUUUUUGUAAA